GUAGAAUUGCGCGAAAAAAUCUCAAAAUUUUGAUUCUUGGUGAAAAAAGUGACCGGAAAUCGGUGUUUUUGAUGAAAAUACCCAAAACGAAGGCGUAGAUCUGAAUAUAUUCGACUCAACGGUGUAAAAUACCCAUUCCUAAGAUGUUCAAGUUCACCGACGACGACGAUCCGGACGAUGAAGGUUUUUUGGACCUGCCUCUGGAUAAAUCCACCUGUAAGGGCGAACUCAAUUCAACGAAAUGUUCGGAAGCCGAUAAUCUCAAAGAUAUACUCGAGAAUUGCGAAGAAGACGAUCUAAUUCUUUCUAUGAUAGAUACUGUGGAUACUUCAACGAUCGAUCAAUCGUUACCGAAACAAGGUUCAAAUAAUGUUAAUUUACAAAGCUUUGAAAGCAUCUCGACUACUCAUACGACACCUCGAAAGAAUGAUUGUCAAAGUUCGAUCGAAAAAUACAUCACGACGAGUAAUGUUAAACAUAAAUCAACGUUAGCUGAUCCUUGUACGUCUACGUUGAAAGCUCCUAGAGUAGAAUAUGAGCGAAAAUUCCCCGGUCCGGCUGGAUUGAUUCCUAUAAAAUCGAAAUUCACGACUCCUGUGAAAUAUCAAGUUUUGCCCGAAGGUUCACCCAAACAGGCUGACGUAGCUCCAGGAAAAAAUGAUUUCAUUUUCGAAAGUGGUUGCUGGGAUGAACUUACUAAAGAUGUAGAAACGAUGUCACCUCGAUUAGUAUCGAUUAUCGAAGAGAAUACCGUAGCUUCGGUCAGAAAGAUGAAUAUUAUCUGUAGCAAACCUAGAAAAUUACGAUUCUUCGCUGCCCUAAUUGUAAACAUAGAUUGCUCCGUUUGUGAUCCGAGUAUCAUGUUGAAAGAUUCUACAGGAGAGAUUCACGGUACAUUGCACAAGGAGUUAUGGGAAACGUAUAGUAAUUUACUUACCGUAGGAACAGCUUUACUAAUGAAACAAGUUAGCGUUUCUAGUAUCACGAAUUCGAGAAAAUUAUACGUCAACGUUACCAGUAACAAUAUAGUCAAGCUUUACACUCCACAAACAGGAGCUCCAGUUCUAGUUACCGAAGUAGCGUCUAUUUCUCAGUUCGAUAUUGCUCCUCAAGUCAAGAAAAACGAACGACUGGUUUUCGAAGAAACUAACCCAAAUAUACCCCCCAAGCCCACUAGAGAAGUUCCUACUCGUAAGCCAUCCUCAACAAACCCUGUUUCGAAGACGACUGAUCAUAUUACUCAAACGACUCGUAAAGAAAACAAACCUCUUCGUACCGAUAACUUCAAAACCAAGACUGAUACACUCGUUCGUAACGUAGAAUUAUCUAGUAAUAUUCCACAUCGAAACGAGAUCGUUUUCGAUGAACUGAACGGUCUCGACGAUACACUUAUUCGUUCGGUAGAAAUAUCUAGUAAUAUUCAAACUCAAAAAGAGAUCGUUUUCGAUGAAUUGAACGAUAUAGACGCCGAUAGUCUAUUUGGCGAAUUUUAAUCUCGCUGAGGAGUUCAUUUUAUAAGUUUAUUUACUUCGUUAACUAUUUUUCAUUAUGUUCAGUGCAGAGAAUCACGAUUAUUUAGCCGAAGGUUGUUUACUUUUCUAUUUUUUUUCUAUCACUCUUAUCGUAUUUGUAAAUUUAGAACCAUGUGUGACAAUAUUAAAUUACUACUAAGACUCGGAAUAAACGUUAAAAAACAAAUUUAUUACGUAAA
Planococcus citri (citrus mealybug) is the source of this 1711-nucleotide messenger RNA. Its product is annotated as homologous recombination OB-fold protein-like. Lineage: Eukaryota; Metazoa; Arthropoda; Insecta; Hemiptera; Pseudococcidae. The coding region runs from base 144 to 1493 and encodes 449 amino acids. Gene Ontology annotation, biological process: recombinational repair. The record is from RefSeq and is a predicted model, not a curated record. The transcript is spliced from 7 exons.